GAGGGAAGUGAGGGCGGGUGGUGGUGUGGCAGGGAGGUGGAUGCUGCUCCUCGGUCUCCGCUCCCGUCGGACAUUUUCUGCCCUCCCCCGCAUCUUUUUUUUGUCCUUUUUCCGCCAGGAUUGGGCGCCGAUCCGUCUGGAAAUUGGAGGCUCCAAGGCAGCACAGGUGGCCCAUCCCCAUGACACGCCAGCAUCGAGGCUGUUGGUGCUCUGUGGGCUGAAGGAAGGCAGGAAGGUUCCAUCCGUCAGGGAUCCCACCGGUCGCCUUCACCUGCAGCUCCCCCCAGGAGAGUGAGCAUCCUUCCUGCCAAGCUGUGUGAGCCCACAUCUCUCCAGCAUCAUCAUCAGCACUAGAUUCACCAAACCUGAAUUUGUCAUUUCUGUCUUAUCCCUGAAAGAACUUCAAGGAGAUCCUCAAGGUCCCUGGCACUGGCUUUUCUGGUGGUGGCAAGUGAAGUGGGCCACCAGGCCUUCCAGCAAGCAUCCAUCUGGGGUGGAAGAAGCGCUUGCAAGCAGAGGCCAAGCAGCAGCCCAGAGGAGCAGGGGAGCCUGGCAGAGGGGCCUGCGGCCUUGGGCAGCGCACUCAUGGUCCCCAGGAGUGGGCUUCAGCAUGCGGCCGUCACCUCCUACGCAUACAAACUCCAGUGCCUCAGGAUCCAGGUGAAGCAGAUCUGCAGGGAGAGGGACAAGGCAAGGCUGGAUUUGGAGAAAGCGGAGAGACGCUGCCUGCAGCUUGGCAGGGAGUUGGAUGAGCAGUACGUCGCCCUCGAGCACAGCCAGAGCAAGCUCAAGGAUGUUCAAACUGAAAUGGAGGCAAAGGAGCUGCUUUUGCAGCAGGCAGUCAACCAUCAAGCAAAGCUGGAGGCUGAUACGCAGUUCCUCCAGGGCAAAGAGGCCAGCCUGCAUGGAAGACUGAACCUCAUGAUGAAGGAAAACACACAGCUGCAAAACAAGGUCACGGAGAUGACUGAGAAACUGGUGGCCUCUGAGAAGCUGGUGCUGGAGCUGCAGAAAGAGCUCAACCUCGUUGUGAAGGACAAGCUGGAGCAGGUGGAGCCCCGCAGCCCAGAGCUCCUGACCCAGAGCGAGCGCUUUGCGGAGAUUGUGCUGGAAUACGAACGGCAGUGCCAGAGAGUCAAGGUGCUGUGGGACCAGAACGGCGUGCUGCGGAGGGAGCUGGAAGCGCUGCGUCUUCAGCUGCAGCAGGACAGCAGGGCCGAGAGAGGGCUGCCCGCUGCAGAGACAUCGCUCACAGCGGAGCAGCUCCAAGAGCAGCUGCAGGACCUGAAGGUGCAGCUGGAAACCAAGGUAAACUACUAUGAGAAGGAAAUUGAAUUAAUGAGGAAAAACUUUGAAAGAGAGAAGAAGGGCAGCAAAAAAAGCUUCAAGGCUGAGAUGAGCAAGGUGGAAGGCCAGAAAAGAGACCUGGAAGAAAAGGUUGCAAAGUACGAGGCUGUAAUUGAUGGUCUGAAAGCACAAAAGUGUGUGCAGAGCCUGGAGCUGGAGGAGGAGCUUGAGAUGGAGCAGGCCAGGGUAGGAACACAGCUCCCUAAAGAUGUACACCAUCCAAGGCAGCAGCUGCACCAGGAAGGAGAAGAACUGAGGAUGCAGUGCAGGGACAGAGAGGGCCUGAGGAAACACGUGAGCAAGUUGGGCCGAGAGGAGGUACAAGAGCUGACUGAAAUACCAGAGGUGAUGGAGUUGAGUGAGAAGAGCAAAAGGGAGGCCUCUCAGCUGAACACCAAGCUGAGUCAGCUGAGCCGUGAGCUCCCCAAGCAAGAGGCCAGCCGCAGCGCCGGCCCUGCCACCACCCAGCUGCAGAGCCAGAGGCUGGUGGAAGCUGAGCAGCUGCAAGGAGCACAGAUGGCCGUGAGGCCAGAGCACCACGGGCAGCAUGCCAUGUGUUGGACGGAGAUGGAACUGCUUCGGCAGCAGCUCAGGGCCUCGCAGGAGAAGCUUUUAGAAGCCAAAGCGAGCCUGAGCCUGGCCCAGACUCGGCAUGCGUUGCAGCUGCAGCAGGCCAAGGCCCAGAUGAACAACAUGGUGCCAAAGAAACAGUUCGAGCAGCUGCAGGCCAGCUUGAGGGAGGAACAGUGCAGGGCUCAGCGGCUCCAGGAAAACCUCCAUCGGCAGGCUGAGCAGGCACACAGGCAGCUGGCCAGGACACAGGAGGAACACGAGCGUCUGCUGCAGGCAGCCAUGGAGCAGGCGGAGGGGCUGGAGCGUGAGCUGAGGAGCGCUGAGGCCAUGCUGGCAGACAGGGCAGCUCACCUCAAGGACGCACAGGCCCAGCUCUCCAGGAACAAACUGCUGAUCGAAGACCUUCGUAAGGAGAACAGGGGGUUUGCAAUGGCCCUGCAGGCGGCAGAGCUGAAGCAGAAAAGCACCGAGGAGAAGAACCAGGUGUUGGAGGAGCAGGCCUCGGCCCUGAAGCAGCUCAUUGGAAAAAUUACACCGGCAUCUUUGAGUGUGUAGUGGGGUGCCUGCUGUGGCAGCCGUGCUGCUGGACCUGGCUGGGACUUAGCAGUUACUCUUGGGCUCUAGGAGACGGAGCCUGAAGCUUCCUAAAGCCUGAGCCUAGGAUCCAAACCAACAUUGCCUCUGUGGUGAGCAGGCCAGGGGGGCUCCUCUUGAUCUGAGCCUCCAAGGCUGGGGGUGGUGCUGGUGUUCCCUGUGCAGCACUGUGCUUCAGCAAGCCGUCCUUACCGUGCUUUGGCAAAGGAGACUAGAAGGCAGGGACCGUGGUUCCAUCUUCGAUCUCAAAUUCUCCGUAGUCCCUUAAACACCGCACCUGCGAAGGAGAAGGGCAGCAGUCUCUGGAUCAAAAGACUUAUCUUAGAAAAUACCAGACAGUACUGCUGACUUAAAAACCAUGCUCCAGAAGUC
Oxyura jamaicensis (ruddy duck) is the source of this 2886-nucleotide messenger RNA. It is a transcript of the gene NINL, whose product is annotated as ninein like. The transcript has 19 exons. Gene Ontology annotation, cellular component: centrosome. NCBI's taxonomy places the organism in Eukaryota, Metazoa, Chordata, Aves, Anseriformes, Anatidae. Gene Ontology annotation, biological process: microtubule anchoring at centrosome. The record is from RefSeq and is a predicted model, not a curated record. The coding region runs from base 586 to 2475 and encodes 629 amino acids.